Messenger RNA from Camarhynchus parvulus, 2573 nucleotides. RefSeq names its product glutathione S-transferase C-terminal domain containing (gene GSTCD). NCBI's taxonomy places the organism in Eukaryota, Metazoa, Chordata, Aves, Passeriformes, Thraupidae. The record is from RefSeq and is a predicted model, not a curated record. The transcript is spliced from 13 exons. The coding region runs from base 159 to 2051 and encodes 630 amino acids.
GCGGAGCCGGGGCGGAAGCGGCCGGCCCGGGUGCCUUCACUGGAUGAUUUCUACCACAGAGGUGUACUUAUAUAGAAUCUGUCUCAACUUCCAUGGUGUCAAGAUUUACCCAAAUAAAAUAUCUUGUGGUAAAGUAGGAACUUAAUCUCAGGAAGAAGAUGAAAGAUAAUGUCGCUGAAGAACAUUUAUAUUUGGCUUUUUCUCAUCAGUACAGAGAUAGUAUCUUUCCUCUUCAUACAUCUAUCUCACUGUUUUUGCUCUCCUACUGUGACUGCAAAUUAUUUAAAGUUUUCUUAGUGCCGACUGGCGAAGAUGUGGGCGAUCAAUGUGUGGCAAAAAACCUCGCUGGCGACCUUGAGGUCCACUUAAUCUCCAGGUGUCAGCUUCCAGUGGUUGUGCAGAGCUGCAGUUUGCCUGCUGUUGUCGUGAAAGACGACAAAUUCUGCCGAGCUGGGCUUUCUGUGGUCUUAAGACAUAUAAUACAGAAAACAUUCGAGGCAGAUCCAUCUAAAAAGGAGGUUUUGGAACUCUUGGGCUUUAAGAAGACCUGCUUAAAAGCCUGUGCUGAAGUUAGCCAGUGGACCAGGCUCUGUGAGAUCAGCAUACCUCUGGCUGUUGAAAGAUUUUUGACAGCCUCUUCUGAGCACUGCCAGGCUAUUCCUCCUGACAUUUUACUGCUGGAAAGGAAGCUUGGAGAACCUGUCCGAGUACAUAAUGAUGACAAAAUUCGAAGGCAGAAACUUCAACAACAGAAGGCAGGUGCCAAGGCUGCAGUGCCUGUGCUUGGUGAAGAAGCAACAGGGGAAUUAAAACCAGAAGUCCAUGAACAUCCACCCUCAAGUUUGGAACUGAGUGUAGCUUUCUCCAAACUACUUGCCCAGGAAGCACCAGAUGCAAACAGAGAGGCCCCUAACAUCAGGAGAACAAAAACCUCUGACCUUCCUCUCUUGGACCACGUUUUUGCAGAAGGGCUUUAUUUUACUGUGGCAGAUCUAGUGCUUUUACCAUGCAUUCAUCAGUUCUUGGUUUCCAGCAAGAAACAAGGCAAAAAUCUGGUAAACUUACCACUGAUAUCCAGUUGGUAUCGAAGAGUUCAAGAAGUACCUGGGGUAAAGAAAGCUGCUGGCAAAUGCAACAUGGAGCUUCUCCAGCUUCCAGAGUUGGUGUCUGCUCCUGAGGAGCAGCUACAAGACUCUGCUUCAGUUCCUGAUGAGUUAGAAGAGGAUCAUGAAGACAGUCAUUUUAUAGGUGGUCCAAGGCCAACCAUGACUAAGUUAAUGGAAAAUGGAAUUGAAGCAAAGUUUUCUCCUCAUCCAUGCCCCAGCUGGACCCUAGACUGGACCAGUCUUCCAUCUGCUGUCAGUCCUGGGGAAGGAAAGAUGUCUCAAGACCGGGCUCUCAGGAAGCAGCAGCAGCUGAACAAUCUGGUAGCAGCAGUGACAAAGCUCGCAAAACCUGGAGAUUUGAUUGUGGAUUUUUGCAGUGGAGGGGGCCAUGUUGGAAUUGUUCUUGCUUAUAUGAUGCCAUCGUGUCAGGUGGUACUCAUAGAAAAUAAGGAGUUGUCUCUGAUCCGUGCUAAAGACAGAAGUGAUGAACUGGGUUUAAAUAACAUUUGGUUCAUUCAAGCAAAUUUGGACUAUUUUAAUGGAACUUUUAACAUUGGGGUGGCCCUGCACGCCUGCGGGGUGGCCACGGACAUGGUGAUUGAGCACUGCCUCAGGGCACGGGCAGCCUUUGUCAUCUCCCCCUGCUGCUACGGCUUCAUUCAAAAUACAGUCAAGUUCAAAUAUCCACGAAGUCAUCAGUUCAAAGAAAUUUUGUCCUACAAGGAGCACAUGAUCCUUUGCAGAUUUGCAGAUCAGACAGCUGUUCAGCUUCCACCUGAACGCAGGCUAAUUGGAAAGCAGUGUAUGGGACUUGUGGAUCUGGAUCGGGCAUGGGCUGCGGAAGAACAUAACUACUCAGUCCAAGUUAUAUCCAUGGAGCCGGAGAGUUGUUCUCCAAAGAACAAUAUGUUUGUGGGCAUCCCUACUGAGUGUGAAAGUAUUUGAUUUGAAGCUGAACAUAAAUCUUCAGUGCAUAAUGACAUCCAGCAGAUAGAGGCAGCGCUGGGAAGCAGACAUCCUGCAUCUUGAACGCAUUGCCUUCGGAAAGGGAAUCAGCCCCCAAAGUCCUAAAAAGCAAACUGCAUGCAGAGCAUCACAAAUCAACUUGUAAUGUGUCAUUAAGCGACUUUUGGUUCUCAUACUGAGAAGUUUCUGGAUCUAAUGACUGUGCAUGGAAUUAUAUCCAUCUGUAAAAGUUUAGGAAAAACUGGCUUUGCUGAAGGAAAGGUGAUUUCCUUUUCAGUAAAGCUGUGUCUUGGCUGCUUGGAAAUUGCAUUUGUGGUCAAAACAGCAUUUGUGUUCAUAAGCAGAGCAGUUAUCAGCCAGCAGUGCUGAUCACCAGAGGAACAGAGAAGAUCAAGUUUAUUGUGUUACUGAAGAUGGCUGUGCAACAGGUGGUGGCCUGACUUUGCUAAAGAAUUCCAUACUACUGUAGGAGAUUAUUUUUAAUAAAAGUUCAUCAGAAUA